UAAAUCCAUCACCAAAAUUGACUCUUUCCCACCACCAGCUUCUCUCUUUAUUUGGACAUGUUCAACUUGUCUUACAUGGCUACAUUAACCGGCGGACAACCUAAUUAUUUAUACCCUAAAACACCUACGUACAUUUUUUAAAACAAAGAACAACUAACCAAUUGUGUUCACGUUAUAAUAAAUAUAAAUUAUUUAUACUUAUGUUUUGUUUACUUUUCUUCUUGUAUAUAUUAAAUUAUCAAACUUUAAUACUUCAUUGACUUGCUCCCUUCAAAUAUUCUCGUCACACCUCCUUAUAUUUUCUCAUAUUUGUCAUUUGGAAGAUGCCUUUUUCCUCCUUUUCACCAUCUCCAAAACUUGCAUCUCCUUGUUCUUUCCUUCCAACCUUUGACUGUCUAAUGUUUCCCAUGGAUCCUUCGGAAAACCCCUCCGGUAGGUCACCUAGGAGAGAGCUCCAAGGACCCCGGCCCACCCCACUUAAAGUGCGUAAAGAUUCUCACAAGAUCAGAAAACCGCCCGUGGCACCAUCACAACAUCACCACCAACCAACACAAGCUCCGCCACGGCCACCGGUUAUUAUAUAUACCGUGUCACCCAAGGUAAUCCAUGCAAACCCUAGCGAGUUCAUGACGUUAGUACAAAGACUAACCGGGCCGGAUCAUCAUCAUUCGUCCACAUGCUCCACAUCAGCAACUGCCACGUCAUCAUCUUUCUUCCCUUUCCAAGAAAAUAUGAACGCGGGCGCGGUGUCGCCCGCGGCUAGGUUUGCGUCCAUAGAGAGAACAAGAACCCCAGAAGGGAAAAAAUUACAAAAAAAUUGUGACAUGGGAAAUGAUCAUAAUAUGGUACAUGAAGGUAUAGAGAUAGGAACUGAAAUCCAAAGAAGUGGAUUAUUUCCUGGAAUUUUAUCACCAAAUCCAUCUUCUCUUCCACCUAUACCACCAAAUUUCUUUUCACCACCAUCGAAUGAUCCAAAUCCACUAGGGUUUUUCUAUGACUUAAGCCCCGUGUUACAUAGUAACAGGAAUUAUUUUGAACCACCUAGUUUUUUGCCUAGCCCUAAUUCAAAUAAUAAUAAUUUCAUUUCUCCAAGAUUAUUUUUAUCUCCAGGUACUCCAUCUUUAGACCUUUUUAAUAAUCUAUUUGACGUUUAAUUAGUUACCCCUGUAAAGAGGAAAUGAAAUUUGAGCUUCAAAAUUCUUCAAUGGCGAGGAUGGAACUCAAGGGGCAGAAAUGGAAUUUCAGAUGAUUUUGUAAUGGUGGUCAAACAGCAGCUAGGACUGAAAAUAAAAAGUCAAACAACAGCUAGGCUGUCUCACAAGUGGAGGUUCUUUGUUUUUUACAGUUCUAUCCCUCUGUAUUUGAAAAUUGCUAGCCAUUUUAUCAGCAUUUUUUUGGCUCAAAGAUAUAUAUAUAUAGGUUUUGAUUUUGUA
This is a messenger RNA of Capsicum annuum, 1433 nucleotides long. Its product is annotated as protein MKS1. The coding region runs from base 324 to 1154 and encodes 276 amino acids. Gene Ontology annotation, cellular component: nucleus. The record is from RefSeq and is a predicted model, not a curated record. NCBI's taxonomy places the organism in Eukaryota, Viridiplantae, Streptophyta, Magnoliopsida, Solanales, Solanaceae. The transcript has a single exon.